Molecule: messenger RNA, 3004 nt
Organism: Marmota monax (woodchuck)
Lineage: Eukaryota; Metazoa; Chordata; Mammalia; Rodentia; Sciuridae
Product: carcinoembryonic antigen-related cell adhesion molecule 18
Exons: 7
Coding region: 113-1240 (375 amino acids)
Source: RefSeq, a predicted model, not a curated record
CCAGCACCAGGAAGAGGGGACAGGACAGAGCACAUCUCAGAAGACGCAGGUCGGGGGAGGAGAGAGGCUGCGGGCUCUGGGGGGACACUCUUCCUGGGGACCCCAGCAGUUCAUGGACCUUCCCGACCCCAGGCGCGGCCCCUGCAGGCCCCUGUUCCUUGUGGUGGCAGCCAGCCUGCUGGCCUGUGGGCCCCGCCAGGCCUCCGGGCCGCUCUUCAUCAGCCCAGACUCUCUCACUGCUGUUGAGAGACACAGGAAUGUCCUGGCCCUGGAGAACGUGCCCGAGGGUGUCCAGGAAUACAGCUGGUACCGGGGCGCAGAGGACAGCGCGGACACCAUGAUCAUCAGCUUCAGGCCCCCCGAUUCCAAGGUCCCUGGGCCCUUGUACAGCAACCUGGUGACGGUGACCAGCAAAGGCUACCUGUCCUUCAGGAUGUGCACCUUAAAUGACACGGGGAACUACACGGUUCGGGUGGACACUGGCAACGGUACCCAAAGAGCCACUGGCUGGCUGGAGGUCCUAGAGUUGGGGCCCCCACCGGUCAUCUCGGCCAACGCCAGCUCCGCGGUGGAGAACUUGGAUUCCGUGGCGGCCGAAUGCCACACCAACGCCUCCCACAUCGAGUGGUACCGGAACAGCGUGCCCAUCUCGGCCAGUCAGCGCAUAGCAAUAUCUGCAGACGGCAGGACGCUGGUCAUCCGCAGGGUCAGCCGCCAUGACAGGACUCUUCAGUGCGUCAUACAGAGAUACGAGAGCUUCCCAGACAUUCUUCAGAAAAGUGACACCAUCUCUCUGACUGUGGCCUAUGGGCCUGACUACGUGAGCCUGUCCACCAACCUCCAGGGCUUCGACGGUGCCCUGACUGCUGGCAUCGGCUCCCAGGUGCAGCUGGAGUGCUCUUGUGAUUCCAACCCAAGUCCCAAGUACCACUGGCUCCACAACGGCUCCCUGCUGAGCUCGGAUGCAAACUUGAACUUCUCCCUCGUGGCCUGGGAGCAGAUGGGCAAUUACCGAUGCAUCGGAGAGAACCUGGUGACCCAGCUGGCCUUCUACGGGGACGUCAGGAUCCAGCCUCCCCGACCCUCGCCUGCUCCUCCGCCUCCUCCUGGCUUCUCCAUCUCGGGCCCCUUGGUGGUGUUCCUCAUUUUGGUGACGUCCCUGGGCUGCGGCCACCUCUGUGGGAUCCUGGUCUACGGCCUGGUCAGACUCUACCUCCGCAGGAGGAAUCGGGCUACCUGACCUGAGACCUGGAGGACAGUCCCCGUCCAGCAAGGAGCUCCGGGGUUGCUGCGGUCCAUCCUGCCCUCCAUGUCCACGUGGCCGCUUCCCUGUGUCUCUGUCCAGAGGGCCCUGGAGCCUGGAGCCUGGACAUGGGACUCUGUGGUCACUGCCAAAGUUUCUCCUGGGAUAAGGACACUAGGCACUGGGUGUAGGGUCACUCGAAUCCAGCAGGACCUCAUAUUAACCUGAUGACAGGGCGGGGACCCUCCUUCCCAAGUCACGUUCACAGCCUGGCUCAGGACUUGAUCUCCCAUCUCUGGGGGCGGCUGCAACCCACAGCUGUGUGUGUCAGUGAGCAGGAUGACGAGACACCCUGAUGCUCCCCAAGCCCUCUCCACUCCCUCCCUCCCUCCUGGUGGUCCCCAUGGACUUGGGAGGACCCCUGGAGCCCUGGACUCUGCUGUCAUGGCCUCUGUGGUGGCCCUGCCCCCCACAGCACUGGACACAGGGUCACAGCCGCUGUCUCCAUACACCCCUGACUGAAGCCACCCACAUGCCCCAGGAAGAGCACGGGAGUGAGUGAGCCGGGGUGGACUCGUCCAGAGGACCCUCUGGCCACACAAAGGGACAGACAUGCUGCUCACGGUGGCAUGAGUCUCAGAACACAGCGCAAACUGCUCCCUGCGCUGCCCGUGGGCACAGCCCGGGAGGUGGGACAGGACAGACGUGCAGGGAGCAGAGGGUCUCAAAGGGCAGGAGUGAGGUCCUGACCCCCGGGCUCCACCCACUGUCCCAGGAGGUCACUCCCAGGCCAUCUCCCUCCCGGGCCAGCCAACCCCAGAUCUACAGCUCGACCUUGUGCCCUGUUAAUUAGCAGAUCAGGCCAGGAGAUGCCGAUUCUGAGGGACCUAUGAUUUAGGGGACUUCCCAGCAUUAUCUAUUGAUCAGGUAAUGGACCACGUCAGCCUGAGGACCCUGAGGUUGACCAGGCCACCCCCAAGCGUCCUGUAAUCACCAGGCUGACUCAGUCAAAGGUGGACAUCUCAGGGGAAAGGACAACCUGUGAUUUAAUAAACAAACAAACAAACCAACAAACAAUGGCGGGGGAGGACUAAGAGCAGCUCAGAGGGUGGGUAGGCGUCUCCAGGUUCACCUUGGCAGCUGCCCCUCUCCCUGAGAAGCACCAAGGAAUGUUGUCUCCUGCACAUGUGUCCCCUCUGCCUCCUUCCAUGUCAGACGGGAAGAGACCUCAGAAUCAGGCUGGAGUUCCAAUUCCAGCCCUACCCCAAGCAGCACAGGAACUCUGAGACAGCAGCAUAGCCUCUCUGAACCUCAGUCUCUUCAUCUGCACUGUGGGGUGGUCAUCUUACAGGACGCUGCAGCACAUGAGUGCACUGACAGCAAAGCCCCUGGCUGGAGACUCCCACAGCACAGCCCAGGGCCACAUAAAAGCCCCUGGAAGAUGGAUGCAUGUGUGUUGGGUUUGUUUUUAAGGGGAAAGCUGAUAUCUGAAUGCAAUGCUACCUGUGGCCCAGUAAGGACACCCUGUGAUCUGCCAUUGUGACACCCCGGUCUGUACCUGCAGACAGGUGCAGAAGUCUCCUGGAGGGAUGGGGAUUUGGCUCAGUUGGUAGAGUGCUUGCCUUGCGUGCACAAGGCCCUGGGUUUAAUCCCCAGCACCACAAAAAAAAAAAGAAAAAGAAAGAAAAAGAAAGAAAGUUUUUUAUAAGAGCAACUAAGAACAGAGCAGGGAGGAAGAGCAUGAGAAGAAGAUUAACAUUA